GCAACAUUACCUGGAAUCAAUCCGGCGAGGAAGAAUAAGACCCGGAAGUAGCCGGUUGAUCCAUGGUUGAUUUGUUUUGGUUUUUUUCGCGGCGGGAAAGCUCACAAGAACGAAGUAAACAAAUUACAUGGGCUGUCUUUUCUGUAAUUGACCCUCCUCCACGAGGUGAAACAUUUGAAAGCAUGGCGUCCACACAGCAGGAUGCGGCCAUAUCUGACAUCUCCCCAGUUCUGUUCAUGACGGUUGACGGUGAACCCAUGUCCUUCUUCCUGAGACCGGGUUCUGUUAAAUGCAAGCUCCAGCCGCUCAUUGCAGCUGGAGGAGGGAUACUGAGCAAUGUGCAGCGGCCAGGGGCCAUUCUGCUCAUUGACCCCAAAGAAAACGGCUCUAUUCCUGAAACUACUGCUCACUGUUACGUGUCCACCCAGUACAUUCACGACUGUAUUGAGAAGGAGGAACAGCUGCAUUUAGAGGACUACAGGUUAAACCCUGAAGUUGCCCCGAGACAGUCUCCUAUACUCAACAAGACCCCUCGUCGUCUCUCAGGAGAAAAAGUAGGCAGGAUUCCCUACACAUCUGAAGAUGAUGCAGCCAUUUCGAGUUAUAUCAACAAGUGCCAGAAAGAGGUUGGGGGGAACCGGCUUUGGCAAGAGAUGGAGAACCAGCUUGUGACCAAUCACACCUGGCAGUCAAUGAAAAGCCACUAUAAAGUGUACCUGGCAAAUAAAAAGCCAGAGGUUUUGGAGGUGAAAGCAGAGGAAGCCACAAAAUCAGUAGAGGGUGAUUUUAAGAUAGAUGCCCAGCCCAUACCAGCUGAAGACACACAACCAGAAUCUCCAAAAUCCAUCUCUCCCGAAAAAGAAGUCCAACUUGCGAAUCCACAAUCUGAUGAGCAACCAGCUGAAAGCACACUAGUAGAGACGGUAGAAGCUGAAACUUCUAACCCCUCCGAAGACGAGGGACCUUGGUUGGACCCACACACAGAUGCUCAGCCCAUCCAAGCUGAGAGCACGGAAACAAUCAUCUCUCCUGAGGAAGAAAUGGUGCCAGAGGACUCUCCUCCAGCUCAGCCCGAGUCCCUGCCAGGCACCCCUCUUCAGAAAAAGCCUAAAGAGAAACAGAAGGCCUCCCCAAAGCCCCAACAACCUCAGAGACGAUCAACAUGCUGGCAUCUUGAGCUGGAGGGGUCGCCUGAACCAUAUGCUGAAAAACUCAGAUCAGCAGCUCCUUCAAAACGAUAUGGAUCAUCCCCGCAGCUCUCGAAGAAAAGUGAAUCUCCCACUAAGUCUUCUCCUAAGAAAGACAACAUGGUGGAGCAGCCGCCUUCAAAGAAAGCCAGAUUAAGCAGUGUGCCAGAGGAACCGCAGGAGGAGAGCGCACAAGCUCCUGUUUCUGAAACAGCACCAACAGAUUCAGAGUCUAAUUCAGUGCCACAGGAAGUGGAGAAGAAAAAAGAAAAGAGAAAGUUGGGGAUUUUAGAGUUGGCUAUAAAGGAGUUUGAAGAUGAAAGUGAGUCAGAUGAGGAUGUAACUCCAGACCUCCAAAACCCAUCCGAAACACCAACGAUACAACCCCCCGCGACAGCUGAGGGGGUCCGCUCCUCCUCCAAAGCCCACCUGUUCAUAUUCAACAGUGAAACUCAGGAGGAGGAAGACUCUCAGUCUGUCAUCGGUCCCAGCAGAGAAGCUCCAUCCCGACCAGAGGCAGCGGUGAACAAAGAUGCUGCCUUUUCCCUGACUCAGGUCCAGCUGGAGGAGGACAAACAGCGAAUCAAAAAGCUGAUGAAGCAGACCGGCCAGGACUUGAUCAGUGUGACCAAAGCCCUGUUGAGGACCAGCGGGGACUUCUCUGCUGCUCUGGAGCACCUUUUGAACCCCUCCUCCGCAUUGGGACCCCUGUGGUGUCGCAGUGACGACGGUCUCUUGCUCUCAGGUGAUCCCGGGGUCCGACGGAAGCUGCAGGAGAAAUACAGCGAGGAGGGCGUGGCCAAAAGAGUCGCGUUCCUCGAGGUAGAGAGGUGAUAGUGCUGGAAGGAACUCUUGUGGUGGCAGAUAAAUACAAAAAUCAGUUUUAAAUAAGCAUUUUCCAAAAAGCACAAGUUAAGAUAAUAAAAUGAAUGUUGGAAUUAUUUCAUUUAGUAAGGCUCCUGGUAUUGUGCAUGCAUCAUUCACUAAAAAACUCUAACAGCAAAGAACCAUUGUGUUAUCAGUAACACCUGCAGAUAAGAUGUCUGUAAAGAGUUGCUGAACUGACUUUACUACAUUAAUGACUGCAGCCAAGUUCACACACUUCAGCAAAAUGAAAAGCACAGGUUAAAGUUAGAGGAAUUUUUGUUUAUCUUCGCUGAACUACAUUGUUGUAAUUUGAUUACGGAUAUCACUUUUCAAGUAUUAUAACUGUACAUCCUUGAAUCUUCUACUGAUGAACAAUAAAACCAUACAGUCUCUACA
Gymnodraco acuticeps is the source of this 2450-nucleotide messenger RNA. It is a transcript of the gene terf2ip, whose product is annotated as telomeric repeat binding factor 2, interacting protein. Gene Ontology annotation, cellular component: shelterin complex. The record is from RefSeq and is a predicted model, not a curated record. Lineage: Eukaryota; Metazoa; Chordata; Actinopteri; Perciformes; Bathydraconidae. Gene Ontology annotation, biological process: regulation of DNA-templated transcription; telomere maintenance via telomere lengthening. The coding region runs from base 63 to 2021 and encodes 652 amino acids. The transcript is spliced from 8 exons. Gene Ontology annotation, molecular function: telomeric repeat DNA binding.